Messenger RNA from Thermothielavioides terrestris NRRL 8126, 387 nucleotides. RefSeq lists its product as uncharacterized. The record is from RefSeq and is a predicted model, not a curated record. The transcript has 2 exons. The coding region runs from base 1 to 387 and encodes 128 amino acids. Lineage: Eukaryota; Fungi; Ascomycota; Sordariomycetes; Sordariales; Chaetomiaceae.
AUGCGACCAAAAUUCGUGCUGGGGUUCGUGCUGGGGCCCUAUGCUUUUCUGCUCGGGCACUCUGCUAUCAUGUCAGUCUCGUUGGGCCUGGCAAGCCUGGCCACGGUCGACCGUGCCUGGCUCAGAUGGUUCCCCGACGUGACAUCGGCCGUGCUCACGGCAUCUAGUUAUCCCGGUUUCCCGGCGAGCCAAUGGCCAACGUCGACGAACUACACUAACUAUCCCCAACAUCGGCCCUCGCAACCGAGAAUGGAGAUGCCCGUCGCCCGGACGACGUUCGCUUUCGGGAGCAGGCGCGAGGCGGAGAUUCGCCCUGCAAUAUUGCCGGGAGCCCUGCCGCCCAGGGAGCUGGUGCCGGAAAGACUCGCCGUUGUUGUUACAAUCUAG